CCAGUCGUAGUGUUACGCGCGCGACAGCGUCUACGCGUGUUUUGUGCAUUGUCGUUGUUUUUUGUUUUGUUUUUCUCGCGGCGGUGCGUUUCGUGUCGAACGUUUCACGUUUGUUCGCGUUCUCUGUACUCGGCGGGCGGACGGUACCAGUUCGUAGCCCAAUCUCGCCAUGAUCGGCGUGUUCAGCACGGUCGUCAGCCAGUCCCGGCUCACCCGGAUCCGGCUGGUGACCAUCGACAACCCGGCUUUCCGCGUCCACUACAGGCUGACGUUCGCCAUACUGUUGGCUUGCACCACGCUGGUGUGCAGCCGUCAGUACAUCGGAGAGCACAUCCGGUGCAUCGCCACCGGCGUGCCCAACAACGUCGUCAACACGUUCUGCUUCUUCACCGCCACGUACACCGUGCCGGACACCAACCACUCGGCGCACCCGGGCGUCGGCCCCGUGCACUGGGACUCGCGCACCGUCCGCCACUCGUACUACCAGUGGGUGCCGUUCGUGCUGUUCGGCCAGGCCCUGUUGUUCUACCUUCCCCAUCUCAUGUGGCGUUCGUACGAGGCGGGCACCAUCAAGCUGCUCGUCAACGGGCUGCAGCGACUGUACCUGAAGGUGGACGGCGACCAGGACGUGACCGUGCCCGGCGUCAGGAGCAUACCGUCCGAGGCGACCAGGUGGGCCAAACUGCGGGAGGUCAUGAACCACUUGGACACGGUCAACCGGUUCCGGUUGAACCGCAACUGGGCGGCGGUGCUCAUCGGGUGCGAGGUGCUCAACCUGGUCAACGUCGUGUUCCAGAUGAAGCUCAUGGACAAGUUCCUGGGCGGCCAGUUCUACGGGUACGGUCUGCACGCGUUCGACGACGACAACGGCGACAGGAUGUUCGACCAGGUGUUCCCCAAGAUGACCAAGUGCGACUUCCACAAGUUCGGUCCUUCCGGCACCAUGCAGACGCACGACGCCAUGUGCGUGAUGGCGCUCAACAUCAUCAACGAGAAGAUCUACGCGGUCCUGUGGUUCUGGUUCGUGCUCGUCCUGCUGCCCGUCAGCGUGGCCGCUCUCGUGUGGCGCGGCGUCCAGUACGUCCUCCACUCGCGCGAGUCGUUCAACCGGCUGCUGCUGCGCGAGGCGUCUCCUGGCGCCCGUCUCGACCCCGUCGACCUGGCCAUCAUCGCCAGGCAGACGACGUACUCCGACUGGCUGUUCAUGUACUACUUGUCCGGCAACAUGGACGGCGCCGUCUUCCGGGACCUGUUGCACAGCUACGCCACCGGACUCCGGAAGGAACCGGGUUCGCAGGACAGCGACGACGACGACACGGCGCCGCUGGGCAAGGCCAUCUGAUCGCGGACGCCACUGCCAUAUAUAAUAUCGACGCCGCGCCCCUCCGCCACGCGCACCACGACCAUAUUUCAUAAUUUAAUUCAACACUAUUUAUAUAUUAUUUUACAUAUUUUAUUAAAAUACACUAAGACGUAGACCUGCAAAGGUCGAGUCGAGUUUAGUGUUUGUAGGGUUGUUGGGUCAAAUCCCUCAUCUCUUUUUCUCAAAAAAACGAUCGUGUGCGCGUGCGCGGCCCCGCGUACGUUUUUUCCUUUCCACCCCAUCCCCCUCAUCACCACCAUCCGUGGUUGCCUAUAUUUUUCACCGUCAUUCUGCGCCCACAACCCCAAAACCCAUCCCCCCGCCCCCAACAACUCUUGAUGUAAUCUUUUGGGGACAAAUUUUAUUACGUACUUAAUAGAAUAUAUUACUACUAUUAUUUUUAUUUGUAAUGUCACGAUGUUCGCCUGACGAUCGUUCUGACCCGCCAAUUUUUGAUAUUUUUUUUUUUUGUACGUUUGUAACUUCUUCCGAAUACGUGCGUUCGAGUCCAAAAUUAAACCGAUAAAAAUUCAAUGUCGCGUGCGCAUGUGUACGAUACAACAAUAGUCGGAGAAAAAAUAUAAUAAAAUAAUAAUGGCAAUUAAAUUUUAUCAUUCGUGUACUAAAUUUAUGUAAUAGACGACCGAUUGGAGGUACCAGGUACACGCUUCGAAGGUCGUCGUUACACAUAUUAUAAUAUAUUUAUAGUUUAUUAAAUAUACGCGUGUAGUUUAUGCAUAAAUAUUAUUAUUAUUAUUAUAUUUGUACGAUUAUAAUAUAAAAUGGACUUUAUACUCAUGAUGAUGACUUGUAUAUAAUAUAUGUAAAACUCUGUACGUCUCACUA
Aphis gossypii (cotton aphid) is the source of this 2209-nucleotide messenger RNA. RefSeq names its product innexin inx7 (gene Inx7). Gene Ontology annotation, cellular component: gap junction; plasma membrane. Lineage: Eukaryota; Metazoa; Arthropoda; Insecta; Hemiptera; Aphididae. Gene Ontology annotation, biological process: phototransduction. The record is from RefSeq and is a predicted model, not a curated record. The transcript has a single exon. Gene Ontology annotation, molecular function: gap junction channel activity. Bases 170 to 1342 code for a protein of 390 amino acids.